Messenger RNA from Trifolium pratense (red clover), 1807 nucleotides. Its product is annotated as hexokinase-1-like. Gene Ontology annotation, biological process: intracellular glucose homeostasis; glycolytic process; glucose 6-phosphate metabolic process. The transcript has 9 exons. Lineage: Eukaryota; Viridiplantae; Streptophyta; Magnoliopsida; Fabales; Fabaceae. The record is from RefSeq and is a predicted model, not a curated record. Gene Ontology annotation, cellular component: cytosol; mitochondrion. Gene Ontology annotation, molecular function: glucokinase activity; D-glucose binding; mannokinase activity. Bases 69 to 1553 code for a protein of 494 amino acids.
GUAUUUUUUCGGUGUUUGUCUAUUUUUUCUUUUCUUCUUUCUUACAUCUAAAUUCUAAACCCAUAAUAAUGGGAAAAGUGGUGGUUUGUGCGACGGUGAUCGGAGCUACGGCGGCAUGUGCGGUGGCGACAAUAUUAAUACAUCGUUACGUGAAGAAAUCGAAGCGAUGGGGAAAAGCAAAAGCGAUUCUGAAGGAAUUUGAAGAAAAAUGCGCCACGCCGACGUUGAAGCUGAAACAGGUUGCUGAUGCAAUGACGGUGGAGAUGCACGCCGGACUUGCUUCUGAAGGUGGCAGCAAGCUCAAAAUGCUCAUCAGUUUCGUUGAUAAUCUCCCUACAGGGAAUGAGGAAGGACUAUAUUAUUCAUUGGACCUUGGAGGGACUAACUUUCGUGUAUUACGCGUGCAACUCGGUGGCAAGGAUGGUGUUAUUAAUACAGAAUUUACCGAGGUGUCAAUUCCUGCCAAUUUAAUGGUUGGGACAUCAAAUGAACUCUUUGACUAUAUUGCAGCAGAACUUGCAAAGUUUGUUAAUGAAGAAAAUGAAGAUUUCAAGGUUCCUCCAGGUAGGAAGAGGGAGCUAGGUUUUACCUUCUCCUUUCCUGUCAUGCAAACAUCAAUUUCUUCUGGGAACCUUAUCAGGUGGACAAAAGGAUUCAACAUUGAUGAUGCAGUUGGUCAGGAUGUUGUGGCUGAAUUGAGAAGUGCCAUUGAGAGACAAGGUCUUGAUAUGCACAUAACAGCUUUGGUCAACGAUACAGUGGGGACAUUAGCUGGAGGCCGACAUACAAACAAGGAUGUCAUUGCUGCUGUAAUUUUAGGUACCGGAACAAAUGCAGCGUAUGUGGAGAGUGCUCAAGCAAUACCAAAAUGGCACGGUGAUUUGCCUAAGUCCGGAGAAAUGGUUAUCAACAUGGAGUGGGGAAACUUCCGGUCAUCCCACCUUCCAUUAACUGAGUAUGAUUAUGCAUUAGAUGCUGAGAGUUUAAACCCUGGUGAACAGAUUUUUGAGAAGAUAAUAUCUGGAAUGUACUUGGGAGAAAUUGUUCGCAGAGUACUAUACAAAAUGGCUGAAGAAGCUUGGAUUUUUGGUGAAACUGUUCCUCCAAAAUUGAAAGUUCCAUACACAUUAAGGACACCUGACAUGUCUGUAAUGCAUCAUGACUCAUCUGCCGAUCUCAAUGUGGUCAAAAGCAAACUGAAGGACAUUUUUGAGGUAUCUGAUACCUCCCUGGAAGUGAGAAAGGUGGUUGUUGAGCUGUGCAAUAUUGUUGCUACCCGUGGUGCUCGUCUUUCUGCUGCUGGCAUCUUAGGAAUUCUGAAGAAGAUAGGAAGAGACACCAUCAGCGGCGGUGAGGGUCAGAAGAGUGUGGUAGCCAUGGAUGGUGGAUUGUAUGAGCAUUACACUGCAUACAGUAAGUGCUUAGAGAAUACCUUAACAGAGUUGGUUGGUGAAGAUGUUUCAGGAAGUAUUUCUGUUGAACACUCUAAUGAUGGUUCAGGAAUUGGUGCUGCACUUCUUGCUGCUUCUCAUUCUCAUUACCUUGAUGCUUAGCAAUAUCAUGUUAUUGGGAUUUUGUGUCAAUUAUUUUUUUGGAUGUCAUUUUCCAAUUCUGACCCCUUCAGUUUGGAAAGAUUGACAUGCACACAUAUACUUUAGGCCAAUUUUGUGCAAUAUCUGUCUUCACAAUUUCUUUACAUUCAUAUUUAUGAUUCUUUUUGGAGAAUCCUGCAAUGUACUAAUUUCUACAUUGUUGUUAGGACAGGAUACCUUUUUCCUAAAUUAUUGGAUUAUUUGAGAUGAGACUA